Molecule: messenger RNA, 558 nt
Organism: Staurois parvus
Lineage: Eukaryota; Metazoa; Chordata; Amphibia; Anura; Ranidae
Source: the annotation of a GenBank genome assembly
AUGCAUGAGAAAGCUAAAACACCUCUUAGGGCAUCUCCAGAGGCAGCUGGAUUGGACCUAUAUUCCAUUGAGACCAUGGUGAUCCCACCAGGAAAGGUAAGAAUAAUCUCAACAGGUAUAGGCUGUCAGAUUCCUCUGGGACAUUAUGGCCAAUUAGCAACUAUAUCAAGUAUGGCGGUCCGUGGAGCUGUAGUUCUGGGAGGGGUAAUAGAUGCUGAUUACCAGGGAGAAAUCAAAGUAGUGAUAAUUAACCUUAGCACUGAAGCUAUGAUUUUAACAGCCCAGGACCAAGUAGCUCAGUUACUUUUGAUUUCUUUAUAUAUUGCUAACAUUAAAGAGGGAGAGGCCCCCACAACAUUGACAGUGAGAGGAGAUCAAGGUUUUGGUUCCACUAACACAGUUAAUGUAGGGGCUAAAAUUUGGGUACAGGGGGCAUUUGGUCCCCCAGAACCUGCAGAAGUAAUAGCUGUAGGUAAGGAUCCCACCCUACUGAUCAUGAAACCAGGUAGAGAAAAGUGGGAAUAUGUCCCACAAGAAAAAUGUUACUUGCGAGAAUGA